UUUGCCUCUGGCUGUUGUGCCCCGCCCGGGGGGUUCGGUUCCAUUCUCAGGGAUCCAUUCUCAUCAGGGACCCACCCGCCUUGUUUCUUGGCGGUGCACUCUGCUGGGUUCUCCUACGUUUGUCCCCGUGCUCUUCGUCCGCACCCUCCCAGCAGAGCCUGGAGCGUUCCGUCCACCCGAACGCUUUCCGCCGCCGCGGAGUCCGCUGCGCCUUCUGCGGAACUCAGACGUCGUAGACGUGUUUCCAGAGGAGUGGGUUCGCCGUGCUAUUUGGGACUUCCGGAGCUUGCGGCGGCCGCUUCUGCGCAUGGCGGAGCUAAGACUCCCUGCCCGGGAGCCACUAGCAGCCCCAGGCCGGAGAACUAAACGCGCUCCGCGCGGACCCCGGCCCCCCCCCCCAGCUUCCGGUGCCUCGGAUCCUCCCCUUCGGAGUUCAGUGCAACCUGUAUGUGACUCCGCCACUAAGGCACAUCCCGUAGGCGCCUCAGCGUCGAUGAAGCAAAAGAAGAAGAAAACCCCGAACAGGGUCUCUGGAACAAAUGGAGACCAAAAGACCUCCGAGAAACCGGCCCCAGACGAAGCUCCCCCCAGUGCUGAGGCCCAGGCAGAGCAGCUGGCUCGGGAGCUGGCCUGGUGUGUGGAACAGCUGGAGCUGGGUCUCAAGAGGCAGAAACCCACCCCGAAGCAGAAAGAGCAGGCGGUAGGGGCAAUCCGAACCUUACGCAGUGAAAAAACUCCCUUGCCCCGGAAGAGACAGCUGAUGCGGUCCUUGUUUGGGGACUACAGGGCUCAGAUGGAUGCGGAGUGGCGGGAGGCCCUGCGGGCUCUAAAGGCUGCUCCCCAUUCAGCCCAGGUCCAGCUUGUGGGUGAGGCCGCCAGAAAGAAGAGUGGAAGGGUCUGCAGGCCUCGUCCAGCAGAAAGAACAAAGACCAAUCCGGACUUUACGGAUGAAGAGUUCCGGUUCAAUUUCUUUUAGCGUCACCUCCACUCUGGACCAGUCAUCCUCCUCCGGGGUGGUGUGGAGAUUUGUCUGGAGCACAGGGCCUUUCCAGGAAUUCUCUUGGCCAAAGUGAGAUUGGUUUGCUCCUCACUGCUGUGUGGACAGGAAGCUGUUGGCUGGUGUGAGGUUGCUGUGUGGAAACUUUUCAAGGAAAUGUACCUUCUGUCAGAAGAGAGAUGCAGAUGGGAAAUCUAUGAUAAGGGUGGUUGAGGUUGAGGGGGUUGUAGAAAGACAUUCUCUCUCCAGUCUCCAGGAGUGGCUUUCGGUGAUAAGGAACUGUGGAGAAGCUGCCUACACACAGGGCUCACUUUUGAAGGGAUGCCCUGGCCAUUGGUUUAGUGCUUUAUCUAUUGUUAUGUCGCCCUGAUUAAUAAAUCUUUUUUAAAGAACUAG
Messenger RNA from Psammomys obesus (fat sand rat), 1393 nucleotides. RefSeq names its product chromosome unknown C8orf33 homolog (gene CUNH8orf33). The record is from RefSeq and is a predicted model, not a curated record. Lineage: Eukaryota; Metazoa; Chordata; Mammalia; Rodentia; Muridae.